Messenger RNA from Lolium rigidum, 1287 nucleotides. Its product is annotated as ecdysone-induced protein 74EF-like. NCBI's taxonomy places the organism in Eukaryota, Viridiplantae, Streptophyta, Magnoliopsida, Poales, Poaceae. The record is from RefSeq and is a predicted model, not a curated record. The coding region runs from base 1 to 1287 and encodes 428 amino acids. The transcript has a single exon.
AUGGACUCCGGCAACAGCGGCAGCCUCCAGUCCUCCAGCGGCGGCGACGAAGACUUCGACUCGCGGGGAGGCGGCGGCGGCGGCGUCGACUCCUCCCCACUCUCCGCGCUGCUCCGGCCCACGCCGUCCCCGUCCUCCGCUGGCGCCUUCUCGCUCCACGGCUCCCUCUACGGCCUGCAAGAUUUCACCGCCGCGCCGCCGCAGCAACAGCAACAACAUCAUCAUCAACAUCAGCAGCAGCAGCAGCAGCAGGCGGCAUGGUCGUCGGCGCAGUUCAUGGCCGGGGCGCCCUCCUCCUCAUCCCAGCGCGCUGCGCCGCCAUCCGACGCGGGCGCGGGCUCCAGCGCGCAUCACCAGGCGCCUGAUCCGGCCGCGCCGGCGCCGGCGCCGCCGAGGGGGUCGCGGAAGCGGGCGCGCGCGUCGCGGCGGGCGCCCACCACGGUGCUCACCACCGACACCUCCAACUUCCGCGCCAUGGUGCAGGAGUUCACCGGCAUCCCCAACCCGCCCUUCGCGGCGGGCGGAGGGGUGCCCGGCGCGCCCUUCGGCGCCCGCUUCGACCACAUCUUCUCGUCCUCCUCCAACGCUGCACUCCGCUCCGCCGCCGACCCAACCUCCUCGCUGCCGCCCUACCUGCUCCGCCCCUUCGCGCAGAAGCUGCAGACCACGCAGACACCAUCCCCCUUCGCAUCCUUCGCGUCGCAGUCCUCGUCGACGCCUCCCGGCGGCCCCAAUGCCAAUGUCAAUGCCACCAUGGGCACGGCCGCCGCCACGACAGCCAACCAGCGCGCGUCCGCCGGCGAGGACUUCCAGCUGCCGUCGUCCGCGCUUCUGCGGAUGCAGCAGGACCACCAGAGCAGCAGCAGCUACCUCUCCUUCCAGAACCUCCUCGGCUCCGCGCAGCCCACGUCGCAGCAGCAGCACAUGUUCGGCGGCAUGUCGCACGCGGCCCCGCGGAUGCACGACCAGUCGCCGUCGCAGCUGCUGUCUGGGCUCACGCACGGCCACGGCGGGAUGAUGGUCUCCGAGGGGAUGCACCACAUGCACCAGCAGCACCAGCACCAGCAAAGAAACGACGUCCACCAGCAGCACCAGGGCGGCGACGAGCUCUCGGGCCUGGUCCGGGCCGGCGCGUCCGGGAGCGGCACCUGCAAGCCCAACUACGCCUCCCACGCGGGCGCGUCGUCGUCGUCCGCCGCGGCUACCACCGACGCGCCGCCGGACGCCGCUUCAAGGCCCGGCCGAGGCGACGGGCCGCUAGACCCGUGGCUUUGUACAUCCGAGUAG